Grus americana (Whooping crane) is the source of this 4598-nucleotide messenger RNA. RefSeq names its product leucine rich repeat containing 8 VRAC subunit A (gene LRRC8A). The record is from RefSeq and is a predicted model, not a curated record. Lineage: Eukaryota; Metazoa; Chordata; Aves; Gruiformes; Gruidae. Gene Ontology annotation, molecular function: protein binding. Bases 285 to 2717 code for a protein of 810 amino acids. The transcript is spliced from 5 exons.
GCCGCGGUGCGGUUAGGGGCGAACAAAAGGAGCCGGAGCCGGCGUGAGGGAGGGCGGGGGCCGAGCGGCCAGGGAAGCUGUUCCCAUGGCGUGUGGGGAAUGCAACGCUUCAGCACCCACUCAGGAUCCAGCACGCAGGAACAUCAUCUACUUCCAGCACAGAGAACUGAAGUGCAGAUAGCAGAACUCAGCUGCAAGAUUGUCUACACAGACAUCAUCAGGAACUGUGAUUUGGGGAGCUAACUACUGGCUUUGUUUGCGAUGUUCUGGAGUGCAGGUGAAUCAUGAUUCCAGUCACUGAAUUGCGCUACUUUGCUGACACUCAGCCAGCAUACCGCAUCCUGAAGCCAUGGUGGGACGUCUUCACGGACUACAUUUCCAUAGUGAUGCUGAUGAUUGCAGUGUUUGGAGGGACGCUUCAGGUCACCCAGGACAAAAUGAUUUGUUUGCCCUGUAAAUGGGUUACCAAAGACUCUUGCAAUGACUCAGUCAGAGGUUGGACAGCCACAACCCCAGAGCGUACCUACUAUAAUUCUAGUCUUGUUCCCUCUACUGAUACUGGGCCUACGGGGAUCCGAUAUGAUUUGGACCGGCACCAGUAUAACUAUGUGGAUGCAGUGUGUUAUGAGAACCGUCUUCACUGGUUUGCCAAGUAUUUUCCUUAUCUGGUGCUGCUACAUACUCUCAUCUUCCUGGCUUGUAGCAACUUCUGGUUCAAAUUUCCAAGGACCAGCUCCAAGCUGGAGCAUUUUGUGUCUAUUUUGCUUAAGUGUUUUGACUCUCCGUGGACGACGAGGGCAUUAUCGGAGACAGUGGUGGAAGAGAGUGAUACUAAGCCAGCAUUUGGGAAAAUGAAUGGCUCCAUGGACAAGAAAUCCUCCACAGUCAGUGAGGAUGUGGAAGCCACUGUUCCCAUGCUGCAGAGAACAAAGUCUCGAAUUGAGCAAGGGAUUGUGGACCGGUCUGAGACUGGUGUCUUGGACAAAAAGGAAGGUGAACAGGCCAAAGCACUCUUUGAAAAAGUGAAAAAGUUCCGCACACAUGUGGAAGAGGGAGAUAUAGUUUAUCGCCUGUACAUGAGACAGACCAUCAUCAAAGUGAUCAAGUUCAUUCUGAUCAUCUGCUAUACUGUUUACUAUGUCAACAACAUAACAUUUGAUGUUGACUGUAAAGUGGACAUUGAGAGCUUGACUGGCUACAGGAUGUACCGCUGUGCUCAUCCUUUGGCCACCCUGUUCAAAAUCUUGGCAUCUUUCUACAUCAGUUUAGUGAUAUUCUAUGGCUUGAUCUGCAUGUACACGCUCUGGUGGAUGCUGAGGCGAUCACUCAAGAAGUACUCCUUUGAGUCCAUCCGGGAGGAGAGCAGUUACAGUGACAUUCCUGAUGUGAAAAAUGACUUUGCUUUUAUGCUCCAUCUGAUCGAUCAGUAUGACCCACUGUACUCAAAGCGCUUUGCUGUCUUCCUGUCGGAGGUGAGUGAGAACAAACUGCGGCAGCUGAACCUGAACAAUGAGUGGACUUUGGAGAAACUGCGCCAGAGGAUCACCAAGAACUCCCAGGAUAAGCUGGAACUGCAUCUUUUCAUGUUGAGUGGCAUUCCUGACACGGUCUUUGACCUCAUUGAGCUGGAGGUCUUGAAGCUGGAGCUUAUCCCCGAUGUUACCAUUCCCCCAAGCAUUGCUCAGCUCACAAGCCUUAAGGAACUGUGGCUCUACCACACAGCUGCCAAAAUUGAGGCUCCAGCCCUUGCCUUCUUGAGGGAGAAUUUGAAAUCUCUCCACAUCAAGUUCACAGACAUCAAGGAGAUUCCUCUUUGGAUUUAUAGCCUGAAGACACUAGAGGAGCUUCAUCUGACAGGGAAUUUGAGUGCUGAAAACAACCGGUACAUUGUAAUAGAUGGAUUGAGGGAGCUGAAGAGGCUGAAGGUGUUACGGUUGAAGAGUAACCUCACCAAGCUGCCACAGGUGGUGACAGAUGUUGGUGUGCAUCUUCAGAAGCUUUCAAUCAACAACGAGGGCACCAAACUCAUUGUUCUCAACAGCCUUAAGAAAAUGGUCAAUUUGACAGAGCUUGAGCUGAUCCGUUGUGACUUGGAACGCAUUCCUCACUCUAUCUUUAGCCUCCACAAUCUGCAGGAGAUAGACCUGAAGGACAAUAACCUAAAGACUAUUGAGGAAAUCAUCAGCUUCCAGCACUUACAUCGUCUCACUUGCCUUAAACUGUGGUACAACCACAUUGCCUACAUCCCCAUGCAAAUAGGCAACCUAACCAAUUUGGAGCGCCUUUACCUGAAUCGUAACAAGAUAGAAAAGAUCCCUACCCAGCUCUUCUAUUGCCGAAAACUUCGAUAUUUGGAUCUUAGCCACAACAACUUGACUUCCAUACCGCCAGAUGUUGGACUUCUUCAAAACCUGCAGAACCUAGCUGUGACAGCCAACAGGAUUGAGAGUCUCCCACCAGAGUUGUUCCAGUGCAGGAAGCUGAGAACCUUGAACCUGGGAAACAAUGUGCUGCAGUCACUCCCAUCCCGGGUUGGAGAGCUGACAAAUCUGUCGCAGAUAGAGCUACGAGGAAACCGCUUGGAGUGCCUGCCUGUGGAGCUGGGAGAAUGUCCUCUGCUGAAACGCAGCGGGCUUGUGGUAGAGGAGGACCUGUUCAACACGCUGCCCUUGGAAGUCAAAGAGCGUCUGUGGAGGGCAGACAAAGAGCAAGCUUGAACCCCUGAAAAAAGGGAAAAGCCUCUGACCAACUAGAAGGAAGCAAAAGGCCAUUCCAGUCCCUUUUUCCCCCAGAUCCUCCCUUUUCUCCCCUCCGAUCACUACCAGACUAGCCAAGGAGUCCCUGAACAAAUAUGACUCUGAAUGAGGCAGCUUCUUGCCUCAGAUGCAGGAUGGGGGAAGCUUGGGAUCAGGAUGAGGAUCAAGACAGAUUAGUCAGCCUCUGAGCAAGGGACAGUGGGAGUAAGAUGUUGCUGUUCUGGACAGGAAGUGGGGUGAGGUGGAUGGUGCUGGUGAGAAGAAAUAACCUUUGAAUGGAGGAGAAAACGAAAUGUGGGGAUUGCCCCAUUGCUCCAAAUGGGGCUUAUACGUGUUGGGGACUGAGAGUGUCCAGAGUCCUACAAGCAAAGAUCAAGAGACUAGGAAACCUCUUGCACCUCCAUCUCUGUGUGACACAUAGUGCUGUUCCCCUCUGAUUCGGAGACUCAGUCAGUGAGGCCCCACGGUGGGGUGGGAUAGGAUACAGACAGCUGAUCUUAUCUAGAUGCUGGCGUUAGGAUUUGGGGGAUAAACUUCUCAGACAUCAGCUUGAAUGCAGGAUCUUUUUUUUUUUUAUUAAUUGUCUUUCCCCUUUGCACUCCACACCUUCUCUUCUCUCCCUGGAGAAGGAACCAAAUCCCCAAACUCUAUCUGCUCUUUUUUUAAGAUUGCACUAUUUUAACAGUUUCAAUACACUUGUGUUGAUGAGUAGAUCACAUAGCAUCCUUCUCCAGCUGCUGUGCUGGAGGCACUAACUGACAUAAUUCCAGAGCUUUAGCCUGUUCUGAAAUGGAUGGUUGUAGUGCAAGUGGGAGAAGAUCUGGAUAAAAAGCAGUUGGACUGUCUAAUCUACUCUCCCAGAAGCGCUGAGUUGCUUCAGGAUCUGGCUUUUAAAGUUUUUAAGCUACUUUUAAAUUCCUGAUAUUUUGUCAUGUAUCAAAUAUGAACAUACAACUGGCCAGUGUGUUGGGGUCUCUCCUGGGGUUGGUGGUGUUAGUAAAGAGGAACACUCAGGUUACCUCUGCACCUCUCGCCCCUCCGUUAAGUUGUUAGAUGCUUUGCCAGUGUUUUUCAUGAACACAGCCUACAGAGCUGCUUGAUGGUUCUUUUCUGUUGUCCUCGCUCUAACAGCUGUCAGUUCCUGUUACACCUCUUCACCCAAAUAAGAGGCUAAUGCUGAUUGAAUUUGGUGCUGGAAACCUGUCCUGUUUCUUCCCCUUUUCAUUCCCUUGGUGUUAAGGAGCAGUGUGAGAAUCCUCUGUGGACUGAGCUCCUCUAGAUCCCUGGAACAGAGCAGUCUUUAUUGAAACAAGUCUGACCUGUUUGGUAUUGUUUGACAAAAAAAGUCCCAAACAACCCAACCUUCUGCACUGGCAGAGGUAGAUAACUUGUAAUAGCUACUGAUAAUCAUGUCCUUAAGGUGGGGUGGUUAAGGUGUGCCUACAGUACACCCUUAUUCUGCUCUUUUCCAUCAGGAGGAGGAGGAGGAGGCUCAUGGACCUGCAGGUCCUUGUUAUAAUACUCUGCAUCAGACCAACAGGUUGGCUCCAAGGUGGAGUGCUGCAAGCUGAGGCAUGAGAAGUCGGGAGCCUCCCCUGGGUACAAAAUGGGGAAGCUGCAGCCAUCUCCAAACUGGUUCCUGGCAAGUGGCCAGCAAGUGCCCUGGCUUAGCAAAUCGUGGUGAUCCCUUGGAUGUUGGGGCAAUAAGGCACGCUGUGGCUUUCUUCAUCAGAUGUAAGAUACGAAAUAUAUACACUAAACAUGCUGAAACCAUGAACAAUGUUAACUGGGCUCUGGAUUUGUUGGUGUUCAGAUGCUUAAAUAAAGCUACAUUAAAAUCCA